AUGAUUAUUAAGACAGUGUGUGAGAAAAGACAACCAAAGAAAAACACAAAAAAAAGACGAGACGAAGUAGAAGUAGAAGUAGAAGAAAUGAAAUCCCAACUUCUCUCACAGAACAACAUCACUUCUUCUAUCCAAUCCAUCAACACAGAAACCAAGCCAAAGCAGAACCUAAAGUUUGUCUUCAGCCCCUCAAACAACCAGCCUAGUCCCCAGGCACCCUCAACCAACAAGAUCAUCCUCGACUACCUACUCUACCUAUCCAUCCAGUCACGUCUCAAACAAGCCCACGUCGAGCUGCUCGAACUCUCGCUGCCCUUGCCAGACAAUGAUCUCCAGUCUCGCAAACAGCGCUGGAAGGAUACGGCCUCCAAGGCUGAGCAGGACAAGAACGCAGUCGAGUCAAUCGUAGCAGGAAUUCUGUCUAGCCACCAAAACAAAAAGCCAUCCUUCAAGAUCGAUGCAAACUUUGAACAGCGGCUCCAUCUCUGCCAGCUCACAAACCUUGUGUUUGGCCGCUUUGAUGCCACUUCCACCGCAGGAUGCCACGUGAUUGCACACAAUUCUGCACGUCGCAAAAGGCACGAGACACAAAUGGCAUCCAUGAUCGAGGACAAGGAGGACGAAACGUGCGACAUCAAGCGUCGCCAGCAGCUCUUUGCUCGUCCAGUCAUCCCAACAUUCUGUCGCCGGCACCGUCGCCAAGACUGCCCUGGAUGUCAAUCUCCAUUUUCAACCACCAAAGCUUCUUCAUCAACCAUAUCAUCAUCCUCAUCCUCAUCAUUAUUAUCAUUAUCAUCACCACCUAUAUCAGCAUCUGUUGAAGCACCACCACCACCACCAAAAACAACAACAACACAAGAAUCAGCAUCAGUAUCAGCAUCAGCAUCAGUAUCAGCAUCAGCAUCAGCAUCAGAACCUUUAUUCAACACAGAAACAACGCCAUCUGGAUCCACCAUAAUCCCUCCCCCCGGAUUAAUGGAGGCCAUCCCUUCGUUCCUCAAGACAAGUGCAGAUAUGCUUAGACACACGCUCGAAACAGGCGAAGAAGGUGAUCCGACCCCCCUCACAUUUGCUGGCCAAAAAGUGAUGGGCGGUGGAAUGCCCCCUCGUUGGUACGAUCUCUUUCUUGAAUUGCUGACCCAGGCCGCAAUCGAAAGCUACCUUUGCGAUGCCCAGGUCGGAUUGGAGCCAAUCUUUGAGAUCUUUUCUUAUGGCGAUGUGGAGGAUGAGGAGGAAGAGGAGGAUGAGGACGACGAGGAAGAGGAAGAGGAAGAGGAUGUCUGGGGUGUCAGGGCAGCCGAUCACCAUCUCCUAUUCCCCAAAACAAGGACCAUGUAUCUGUUCAAGACCCAAGUCCGUGAGAGAGAGAAAGAGUUCCUUAUCGUUCAGGCCGGUACUGAUCUGAGACAACAUUUUGAAAAGCUUGCUCAGCGUUAUCCUCUCGAGACAUUUGAAAAGAGUAUGGGAGAAUUUAUUCAAAUGACACUCAGCACUAUGGAAACACCUGCUCUGGAUAAAUGUGAAGAAGAAGAAGAGAUUCAGACACCAGAGAACGAGGCUCCGGCUGCUAACCGUCUUCCUUCUCUUUACAAGUAUCCUGGAGACGGGGCUCUUUUGAUGCCAGAGAUUCCUGAUGUUGAAGAGCACGAUAUUGAACCACGUGGAAUCAAGCGAUCCAAUACGACUACUGCUACAACUGAUAGCCAUGAUCCCAAACGAGUUCGAUAAGAAAAGAAAGCCACAAAUACAACAACAAAUCCUAUCUAUCUAUUAACUAACCAAAUUUUAAUUCUUUAUUUUUCCCAUCAUCCCCACACUCACUCAUAACCUCACAAAAAAUUCCCCUUAUCCCUUUUCCCUAUUAAACCUUGGCCCUUUUUUCUUCUUUCAAAUCCAAUCAAAAGAUUCUAUCCUGAUCUGCCCUGACCUUACCCCACACACACAUCUACAGACAAACACAUAUCGACCAACACCCUUUUCCUUGUCCUAUUCUAUUCUAUUUCUUUGUAUCUAAUGGGAAAACAACAAACUAAUAUAAAGUCACAAUUCCCUCUCUUUUAUAUUAUAUUUUCUUCACAUACAAAAAAGAAAGAAAAAAGAAAAAACUCGCUGUAGUUUUAAAAAUAAUAAUUAUUAUUAUUAUUAUUAUUAUUAUUAUUCACGUGCACAUAUCACAAACAUUUCAAAUAAAUACAAAAGAAAUCUUAC
Messenger RNA from Phycomyces blakesleeanus NRRL 1555(-), 2208 nucleotides. RefSeq lists its product as hypothetical. The transcript has 4 exons. The coding region runs from base 1 to 1728 and encodes 575 amino acids. Lineage: Eukaryota; Fungi; Mucoromycota; Mucoromycetes; Mucorales; Phycomycetaceae. The record is from RefSeq and is a predicted model, not a curated record.